Molecule: messenger RNA, 557 nt
Organism: Balearica regulorum gibbericeps (East African grey crowned-crane)
Lineage: Eukaryota; Metazoa; Chordata; Aves; Gruiformes; Gruidae
Source: RefSeq, a predicted model, not a curated record
ACUUGGCCAUCAAUGUCCCUGGUCACGGGAAGGUGAUGGUCGACAUUGGCUAUGGUGGCACUUUCUACGCCUUUCUCAGUGCUGAGCAGCUGGGCCUUGAUGUGUGCUCUUCGAAGACCAGAGACCUCGUCAAUGCAGCAAGCGCAGUGCGGGAAGCAGUGAAGAAACAGUUCAAGCUUCAUCACCCUGAAAGUGAAGACCUGGCCUUCCUCUACGGCACCAUACUGACAGAUGGGAAAGAUGCCUUUAGUGAGGAGCCCACCACCAACAUCUGUGUGUUUGCAGAUGAACAGGUUGACCGAAGUCCAACAGGUUCGGGUGUGACAGCUCGCAUCGCCUUGCAGUACCAUAAGGGACUCAUCCAGCUGAACCAGACCAGAACCUUUCGGAGCAGCACCAUGGGGUCCUUCUUCACUGGGAAAGCAGUGAAGGAAGCCAAGUUUGGGGACUACAACGCUGUCAUUGUGGAAGUCUCAGGAGAAGCCUUUUACACUGGUACAGCCACCUUCACUGCUGAAGAGGAGGAUCCGCUGAAAUAUGGCUUCUUCUUCAAGUGA